Molecule: messenger RNA, 881 nt
Organism: Hordeum vulgare subsp. vulgare (domesticated barley)
Lineage: Eukaryota; Viridiplantae; Streptophyta; Magnoliopsida; Poales; Poaceae
Product: probable glutathione S-transferase
Exons: 2
Coding region: 150-836 (228 amino acids)
Biological process (GO): glutathione metabolic process
Cellular component (GO): cytoplasm
Molecular function (GO): glutathione transferase activity
Source: RefSeq, a predicted model, not a curated record
UGACAUAAGCUAAGCAUCAGCAAUAAUGCCAUCGAUUGAGUGGAGCUGGUUCGCCUAUAAAUCCCAGUUGCCUGCAUGCUGCCUUUUGAAAAUUAUUCGAUCCAAUCCAGGCCUCCAUUUCUUCCCACCUUGGAGAUAGGACACAGGGAAUGGAGAAAGGCAUGGACGCCGGGCUGCUGGGCGAGGUGACCUGCGUCGACUUCUGGUGCAACGAGUUCGGCAUGCGGGUGCGGAUCGCGCUGCGCGAGCUAGGCGUGCCAUUCGAGUACAUUGAGGAGGACCUCCGCGUCCGCGAGAGGAGCGACCUGGUGUGGCGCAUGAACCCCGUCCACCGCUCCAUCCCCAUCCUCAUCCACCAUGGCCGCCCGGUCUGCGGCUCCGUCAACAUCGUCGAGUACAUCGACGACGUAUGGGGCCAGGUAACCCGUCGUUUGCUCCCCGCAGACCCGGCCGACAGGGCCGGCGCCAGGUUCUGGGCUGACUUCAUCGACCACAAGGUGUUCAGCACCCAGACGAGGUUUUUCACGAGCAAGGGCGAGGAGAAAGAGGCGGCCAAGGAAGAGUUGGUCGAGCAUCUUAAACGUCUAGAUCGGGAGGUGCUCGGGGACAAGUGCUUCUUUUCUGGCGACGAAUUCGGGUUCUUGGACGCUGUGUUCAUCCCAUUCUCAAGCAUGUUUUACGGGUACCACCAGCAUGGAGGGAUUGACCUCGAGUUGGAAUGCCCCAAGCUCACGCGAUGGGAGAAGAGGUGCAGGGAAAGGGAGAGUGUAAGCGAGGUUCUGCCAGAUGGGAAGGUCCAGUACGAAUUACACAAGAAGUUUUACGGCAUUGAGUGAACCGAAUUUCGGUCGAAUCGAAAAUGUACUCCUAACGUUCCAAAA